AAAUAUGUGGAUAGCAUGAACCAAACGAACCAGAACGAGUGGUUACAAUUUUGGGUCAAUGAGAUUUUUAGAUUUCAUCCUAAUACCAUAGCUCUUGUUCACCUUUUUCUUUUGGUUCCUCAGGAGCCCCUGGCAGGAAACUUCAGAAGAAAGGCAAUUACUCCAAUUCUUUUUGCAAUUAUCUCGCCUCUUAUGGCUACAAUCACAAAUUUCUUAACCAAGCCACCUUCUUCUGAUCGUUACUCCAUCCCCAAAAUCAGUUCUCUCCGCUCCCACGCUUCCUUUCUACCAUCUUUUGUUACUAGACCUGGACCUUUUUCAGGGAGACUAGAAGCAAGCAAAACCCGCUUCGUGACUAAGGCUACGGCUACUCCUGGGACAAAGAAAGCUUCUAGUGAUGAGAGAGUACAGCAAGUUCACAGCAUAGAGGAAUUCGACGAAGCUCUUCGGAUGGCUAAAAACAAGCUUGUUGUGGUGGAAUUCGCUGCCAGCCACAGUUUCCAUAGCAGUAAGAUUUACCCUUUUAUGGUUGAUCUUAGCAGGACCUGCAACGAUGUAGAGUUCAUUCUUGUGAUGGGCGAUGAGUCGGAGAAGACUAGGGAGCUUUGCAAAAGAGAGAAGAUAGAGAAAGUGCCGCACUUCAGCUUCUACAAAAGCAUGGAGAAAAUCCACGAAGAAGAAGGGAUUGGACCGGAUCAGCUGAUGGGCGAUGUGCUGUAUUACGGUGACAGUCAUUCGUCUGUCGUGCAGCUGCACUGUAGGAAGGACGUGGAGAAGCUCAUAGAAGACCACAAGCUCGACCACAAGCUGAUUGUUAUGGAUGUCGGCCUUAAACAUUGCGGGCCAUGCGUCAAGGUGUACCCAACGGUGAUUAAGCUUUCCAGACAGAUGGAUUCCGUGGUUUUCGCCAGGAUGAACGGUGAUGAGAACGACAGCUGCAUGCAGUUCCUGAAGGACAUGGACGUGAUCGAAGUGCCAACGUUUUUGUUCAUCAGAGACGGUGAGAUUUGCGGAAGGUAUGUGGGUUCUGGCAAAGGAGAGCUCAUUGGGGAGAUUCUACGAUACCAAGGUGUCCGAGUAACUUAAUUAUAAAAUAAAAAUUGAACCCAAAAUGAUACAAAUAUCGAAUUAGAUGUCUUUUUUCAAAGUAUUCUAGUUGAUUGUACUCCUACCAUCAUUCAUGUUGGGAAGAUAAAUUUUAGUACUGAAACCCUAAGUUUAGCCCAACAAUUCAUAGCUAAAUUGGACCAAUAUUUUCUUCACUUUAAACUUAAUGGUUAAUUAUUUUUUUAGUA
This is a messenger RNA of Theobroma cacao (cacao), 1295 nucleotides long. It is a transcript of the gene CDSP32, whose product is annotated as chloroplastic drought-induced stress protein of 32 kD. Lineage: Eukaryota; Viridiplantae; Streptophyta; Magnoliopsida; Malvales; Malvaceae. Gene Ontology annotation, molecular function: oxidoreductase activity, acting on a sulfur group of donors, disulfide as acceptor. The record is from RefSeq and is a predicted model, not a curated record.